GGGAGAGGAUUUCUGUCCUGGGGUAAUAUGAUGUUGGGAGGGAUUUAAUAAACAACAGGAAAGAUAUAAAGAAAAGGAUUUGUAAGGGGGACAGUGACGGCUGUGGAUUGCUAUAAUAUUAUUUGUUGCUAAAGGGGGCAGGCAAAGCAUUCUUUUCUAAACUUUGACUUGGGAUAUGGCUGUCUCUCUAGCAUGAGUUUAUGCUGUUGGCAUAAGUCUCCUGGGUCAGACAGAACUUCACCUCGACACUAGUGAACCAGUAUAAGUGUGGUAUGUGUAAUGCCUAUUGACAGAAUGUCUGGACGUGGCAAGAGGAAGGCAAAGCCCUGGUCUUCAAGAUCCCAGUCAAAGAGGGCUGGUUUGCAAUUCCCCGUGAGCCGUGUCCACCGGUACCUGAAGAAGGGGCUCUAUGCUGUGAGAAUAAGCCCCAGUGCUGCAGUUUACCUGGCCUCUGUGCUACAGUACCUGAGUGCCGAAGUGCUGGAGGCAGCAGGGUACGUGACCCAGGCAAAGGGGUACCACCGCAUCAUGCCAAGGCACAUCCUGCUGGGCAUUAAGUGUGAUGACGAACUGCAUAAACUCUUCAACCAUGUGACUAUUCCGCAAGGAGGUGUCCCGCCCAGAAUUGAAAAGUUGCUUCUGAUCAAGAAACCCAACAAAAAGUCUGCAAGUAGAAAGAGAGCUGCCCCCUGCUAGCUCCCCUCCAGCUGCAGCUGAGCCUUGAAAUGAGGGGUGGGGUCUGGCUCACUGAGACUGGGUUUCUGUGCUACAGGCUUCACUUGGUGCACUUGGUUUGUGUAUUGCUGCUAAAGAAUAUUUAUUCAGACUGGUGAUUUGUAUACGCUUUUUGAUGUAUGAAAUACAGGUUUAUUAGACUA
Messenger RNA from Dermochelys coriacea (leatherback sea turtle), 878 nucleotides. Its product is annotated as late histone H2A.1-like. The coding region runs from base 280 to 696 and encodes 138 amino acids. The record is from RefSeq and is a predicted model, not a curated record. The transcript has 2 exons. Lineage: Eukaryota; Metazoa; Chordata; Testudines; Dermochelyidae. Gene Ontology annotation, molecular function: structural constituent of chromatin; protein heterodimerization activity; DNA binding. Gene Ontology annotation, cellular component: nucleosome.